Messenger RNA from Penicillium hordei, 1308 nucleotides. Its product is annotated as pyridoxal phosphate-dependent aminotransferase. Lineage: Eukaryota; Fungi; Ascomycota; Eurotiomycetes; Eurotiales; Aspergillaceae. Gene Ontology annotation, biological process: amino acid metabolic process; biosynthetic process. The record is from RefSeq and is a predicted model, not a curated record. Bases 1 to 1308 code for a protein of 435 amino acids. Gene Ontology annotation, molecular function: pyridoxal phosphate binding; transaminase activity. The transcript is spliced from 5 exons.
AUGUCAUCCAUAUUCGCGCCAUCGCGUCGCUCGCUACGAUAUAGCGGGCCUGACUCACUCGCCGACGUUAACAUUAUCGUGGACGACGACAUCUAUCAUCCGGUAUCAAACCCCGAUGGGAUUAUCAACUUGGGCACCACAAUAAAUCCUCUCAUGUCAGACAUUGUGGAUGAGUUCCUCAGGACUAGAUACAAGGUUCAUUCCGAACUAGCCAUCAUGUAUAACCACACUAGCGGGUCGCCCGCCCUUCGAGCUACUGUUGCAGACCUCAUCAAUCGCCACUUUACUCCGUCCAAGGAGGUUCAACCUCAGAAUGUCAUUGCAGCCAAUGGACUCACGGGUUUGAUUAACUCGCUCGCCUACACCUUGCUGGAGGACAACGAGUCCAUCUUGAUGCCGACUCCGGCAUAUAACCUAUUGGUCACAGCUACAGAAAAGCGAAAUGACAUACACUGUGUAUUUGCGGAUACGGAAGAUAUCGACCAGUUUUGUUCCACGGAUAUUGAUGACUACCUUGCGGCGUUCUCGGCUGCUAUUGAUCAAGCAUCUGACAGGGGGAAUCCGGUCAAGGCGAUUCUGUUGUGCAAUCCGCAUAAUCCGCUGGGCAGGUGCUAUGAACGAAAGGUUUUGAAAGCUGUGCUAGAGUUCUGCCACCGGGGACGGCUUCACUUGAUUGUGGACGAGAUAUAUGCACUUUCUGCGCUGGACGGAUCGUUCUGUAGCGCACUAAGCCUGGAGGCACUGCCAACGGAUAAUGUCCAUGUUCUCUAUGGAAUAAGCAAGGACUGGGGAUUUAACGGGCUGCGCCUUGGUUUCAUGAUCUCACGGAAUAAGUUGGUAUUGGACACUAUGAAACAGGCUGUUGGGCGCUUCACCCGAUUCUCCUCAUUAUCGGAACAGUUUUACAUCGACUACCUCUCGGAUACGGCGUUCAUCGACGACGUGUAUCUUCCUACUCUUCGUAGGCGCAUUCGAGCGACCAAGUCCGUGGCCGAGUCCUUUUUGUCUGAUGUACACAUCCCAUACACACCCUCCUGUGCUGGAUUCUUUCUUUGGGUCGAUCUCCGCCGUUGGAUUUGUCAUUUUCCCGCGACGGAUGAUCAGGAAACUCCUGAGAUUCAACUGGCGCACCAUCUGAUCCAGCACCGCGUGUUCCUUCAGCCGACAAAGGCCUUUGUCACGAAGCAGCAGGGUCAUUUCCGCUUCUCAUACAGCCGGGACCAGCCGGUGCUACAGGAGGGGUUACGUCGGCUGGGGACAGCAUUAGCUGCACUGGAGCCUCCAUUGGGCCAUAAACAUCGGCUGUGA